This is a messenger RNA of Phytophthora infestans T30-4, 770 nucleotides long. RefSeq lists its product as uncharacterized. Bases 1 to 519 code for a protein of 172 amino acids. NCBI's taxonomy places the organism in Eukaryota, Oomycota, Peronosporomycetes, Peronosporales, Peronosporaceae. The record is from RefSeq and is a predicted model, not a curated record. The transcript is spliced from 2 exons.
AUGAGUGGCAAGUCAGACAUCUCGUUCCUGCUGAACCCGCAGCCCACAGUCGAAGAAUGGUCCAUGCACUUAACUCCGCCCAUGUCACCGUCACCGUCAGCCACGGUUGCACGACUGACUGCAAUGGCGCAGAGUCCGGCCGCGUCAGCCAUGUCGUCAUCGCUCCUGCUCCUGGGUUCGUGCAUCGCGCCACGCGAGAAGAUGAGCAGUAGCUAUCAUUGUGUGAACACCACGACCCAAGAAGACUCGGACAGCACGCACUCGAGUCCGCAAGAGCCGCACGCCACCCUGCCAGGUCGAGGGGUGCACGAACAUUGCCGUGUCUCGCGGCUGUUGCGUCCGUCAUGGCGGCGGCUCUCGGUGCCCAGUGACGGGAUGCCCCAACCGCGCCAAGCUGUACAAGAAGUGUUUCCAGCACGGUGGCUUCAAGACGUGCGCGACCGAGGGAUGUACGCGCAAAGCGAAGCGGUACGGCCACUGCUGGUCGCACGGCGGCGGUCGAAUCUGCGAGGUUCCUGAUUGUGAGAAGGUGUCUACACAGGGCGGUCUGUGCUGGGCUCACGGCGGCGGCAAUCGCUGCGCUGCAGUCGUCGUUCGUACCAGAAGUAUGGGUAGUACUGCGUGGAUCACGCGUCUUGUAACAAGGCCGAGCCCACAGUGUGAAUCGUGUGUCUUCAACACGUUAUACUACUACUUGAACUACUAUUUGAUACCAUGUACCUGGUAGUAUUUUUUAUAAUUGAAACAUUCACUGAAACAUUGGCAUUUAA